GUCUGCAUGGUUUAGGCCAGCGGUAACGCUAAUUUGUAAAUAUGGCCGUGUACUUAGAAAGAAACAAAUUUCUGCUGUGAAUUAAUAGCCAUUAGAAGUAUUGAUCUACCAUAAAGAGCGUGAAAUGGGUACCCAAAUCAAGGAUGUCAAGAUUUCCCAAGAUGCACCCAAGACUCUGUUCCUUGAUAAGCAUGCAGAGUUUAUUGCAAGCUAUGGGAAAAAGAAAGACACAGACUAUGAUUACUGUAUGACAGAGUAUCUACGCAUGAGUGGGGUCUACUGGGGGUUAACUGCGAUGGCUUUGAUGGACAAGUUAGAUAUGAUGAAUAGAGAGGAAGCUAUUGAUUUCGUCAAGUCUUGUCAGCAUGACGAUGGAGGGUUUGGCGCGAGUGUGUCACAUGACCCGCACUUACUGUAUACUUUGAGUGCUGUUCAGAUUCUUUUCCUGUAUGAUGCAAUAGAUGCGGUUGAUGUACCAAGUAUUGUACAAUAUGUCAAAAAGCUUCAGCAAGAAGAUGGGUCAUUUGCGGGUGACAAGUGGGGUGAAAUAGACACAAGGUUUUCAUUUUGUGCGAUAGCUUGCUUACAGCUACUGGACCGUCUGGAUGCUAUCAACGUUGAUAAGGCAGUGGAAUAUGUAGUGGAUUGUAUGAAUUUUGAUGGAGGGUUUGGCUGCAGACCUGGUUCAGAAUCACACGCAGGGCAGAUCUACUGCUGUCUAGGGGCCCUGUCAAUCACUCACUCCCUCCAUCACGUUAAUGUCGACAUGCUGGGCUGGUGGCUUUGCGAGAGGCAGCUUCCAUCAGGCGGCUUGAAUGGGAGGCCUGAAAAACUACCUGAUGUUUGUUAUUCUUGGUGGGUUCUGGCUUCACUGAAAAUUCUAGGAAAAGUUCACUGGAUCAACAAGGAGAAAUUAAAGAUGUAUAUAUUGGCAUGUCAAGACGAGGAAACUGGAGGGUUUGCAGAUCGACCAGGAGACAUGGUCGACCCAUUUCAUACCCUGUUCGGACUGACUGGUCUUUCUCUGCUCGGCUCUUCUGAAGUCAAGGCUGUUAAUCCUGUGUACUGCCUUCCACAGAGUGCAAUAUUAAAAUUAAAAAGUCAACCAGAUAUCUUAGACUAAAAAGAGGUGGAAGGGUAUUUAGGGAAAUACGAACCUCUUACAAAGUAUGUCAUUUAUAUAGCGACGCGCGCUAUUGUUUAAAUAAAGUUAGCCAGUUAGCAUGCGUGAGAACCAGAGCUUUCAGUGACGCGAGCAUUUUAUCUAGAAGGGCUCGCCUAGUCAGCCUUGGUCCUGUAAAAUGAGAUGAAAUCAAACACAUUACUUGACUGGCUUUUGUUUUUGCACUUCGGAAAUUUAGUUGCCCACUUGAUCGUUUUUUUUUUUAUUCUUUUCUUGGAUCCGACGGUGUUCUCCUUUGUCAAGUACCCUUCUACGAACUUGCCUGAAAGAUUGAAGUCAUUUAGACGCAUUUUUGUCGUAGCCUUUGAAAGUGAAAGAGUCAAUUACUUGCACGAUUUCUUUGGAAAUGGUUUUUGUUGGACACUAUGAUACAACUACACAUGUACAUAAGCUAAUCUGUACUGUAUCAUUUUGUCAUUGUCGAUUAAUAUUUGGCCAGAAUUUGUCUUUUUGUGGAUAACUACAAAAUUGCGGACCAAGAUACACACUGGCAAAUUUUGCAACUUUUUAACUAAUUAAGAACUCCAUGUGCAAAGUGCCUACAUUUUUACCGACAGACGACCAACAGAUCAGUGUGACGUUUUGUAAGGAAAGUGUUGGCAUUUGUUGCGAAUAUUACGAAUAUUUGGCCGAGAUAUUGAGAACAAACUACUAGUUCGCGGUGCUGUGAAAAGGCAGUAUUUAGGGAGCGGCCAUUAAUUACUGGAGAUGGUCCGGCAAUUUUGCAAAACCCUGGGCUAAAAAAUGUUGCCCCCCACCCCCCACCCCCCAAAUCCAAGCCCAAAAAUCGUGACCCUUCCUUGACCGGACGCCCAAAAAUUUGCAACCCCCCACCACCACCACCUUUAUAUAUUCAAUAAUUAUAUCUCUUUUAAACCACAGAGACUUGAUAUACAUACUGAGUUUUACUGAAUUUAACCUUCACUAAAAUAUAGAUCAGCUAGCAUGGCAAUUUUGUCCUACUAAAUUUAAAAGUAUGAAUCUUCACUUUCGCUAGUUUAAGAGUGGCACAGACAAGAUUGGUACCUGAACAAUAUGGAACUAGAUAUACAAAAGUAGGAAACAUUGUUAACUGAAUAGAAUUUUCAAUUUAACAAUGACUCUCUUGUUGAGUAUUAUAUUAGAACCAGACUUUAAUUCGACGCCCAAAAAAUGUGACCCCCCUUUUAAUGACAGCCAAAAAGAAAUUCGCCCCCCCCCCCAAAAAAAAAUCCGCGCCCAAAAAACGAACCCACCCAGUAAUAAAUGACCGCUCCCUUAGAGAUUUUACCCAUCUCCUUUGGGCAUGCUGGAAUGCCAGGAAUGAGGGUUGGGAGAGUUAAAAAAUCAAUCAAUUGUUAGGUGAAAUCAAUUUUAAUUAGUCAUCUUUUAGCGUAUAGAUAUUCAAUUAAGAAAAAGAAAUUGCCGGACUAGGGUACUAGCCGGACCAACGAA
Nematostella vectensis (starlet sea anemone) is the source of this 2617-nucleotide messenger RNA. RefSeq names its product geranylgeranyl transferase type-2 subunit beta-like. Lineage: Eukaryota; Metazoa; Cnidaria; Anthozoa; Actiniaria; Edwardsiidae. Gene Ontology annotation, biological process: protein geranylgeranylation. The transcript has 10 exons. The record is from RefSeq and is a predicted model, not a curated record. Bases 125 to 1123 code for a protein of 332 amino acids. Gene Ontology annotation, molecular function: Rab geranylgeranyltransferase activity. Gene Ontology annotation, cellular component: Rab-protein geranylgeranyltransferase complex.